Manduca sexta (tobacco hornworm) is the source of this 990-nucleotide messenger RNA. Its product is annotated as ATP synthase mitochondrial F1 complex assembly factor 1. The transcript is spliced from 4 exons. Gene Ontology annotation, biological process: mitochondrial proton-transporting ATP synthase complex assembly. The coding region runs from base 95 to 955 and encodes 286 amino acids. Lineage: Eukaryota; Metazoa; Arthropoda; Insecta; Lepidoptera; Sphingidae. Gene Ontology annotation, cellular component: mitochondrion. The record is from RefSeq and is a predicted model, not a curated record.
CAUUGGUCAAGUGUCACUGAGAAAUGUCAACUUUGUGAUUAGAUAAGUUGUAUUUAUUUUACUAAAAAUAUCGUAUAAUUUAGUUAAACGCCUAAUGGCAGCAGAGCUAAGGCAACUGGUGAAACGCCUAACAUAUUUUAAUUAUAUAACUGUACGCAAUAUCAGAACAAGUACCAUCAACAUGGAAAAAGCGUUGGAGAAUUUGAAAACCAACCCGUACUACGAAAAAUAUGCAAACCGUAUCGCUGAGCUGCAGAAAACAUCACCUGACGAGUUUAUGCAGAGAGUAGAAAACCAGCAACACCUCAAACAAUCAGAAAAAAAGUCAAAAUUCGGAUCUGUAGAUACGAGGUUUAUAAAUGAUUGCAGACAAUUUUCGUCUGUACUAAACCCGAAAGAAGGCCGUGGACAAGAAGCCGAAGUGCCUGACAAGAAACUCUCGGAUAUAUUCAAACUAGAUUUGGUUGAAGACAAAUCAGCAGAAGAAAUACAAGCUAUAUGGGAGGAGUACCAUAAAAACAAACAUGUUAUAUCAGCCACUAUACCGCUGCAGGCGUAUAAAAGCCUCCAAGACAAGAUGAAAGAGUUCCCAGUGUUCCUGUUUCCUUUGCCACGUUCUCAGGGCUACGAAUUCAUUAUGUGCCAGAGCUACGGCCACACUGUGCACUUUACACCUUUGCUAGCAUAUCAAGUUCACAAAGAGAAUGCACCAGAGUGCCUCACCAUGGUGCACUACACUGAGCUAGCUGACAAGGGCAUUGUGCUUAUGAGAGGAGAGUAUGACAAGAAUGUCCUUAACGGCCAAGAGUCCCAGUGCUUAGCAAACCAGUUCCAAAUGUAUUAUGGUGGUAAAGAUGAAGAGAAAACCAAACUCCUGGAACUGUUUACCACCAGCCCCGACAACUUCAAGCAUAUGGAUUUGAUCUCACAAUUAGAAAACAUUACCUUGACAUAAGAUGUAAAUAAUAAAUCAUGGUGUAGAUAUUGUCA